This is a messenger RNA of Lachnellula hyalina, 1419 nucleotides long. It is a transcript of the gene nmr, whose product is annotated as Nitrogen metabolite repression protein nmr. Bases 1 to 1419 code for a protein of 472 amino acids. Lineage: Eukaryota; Fungi; Ascomycota; Leotiomycetes; Helotiales; Lachnaceae. The transcript has a single exon. The record is from RefSeq and is a predicted model, not a curated record.
AUGCCCUCCGCAACACCUAGGUCUGCCCUCACAAUCAGACCUCGUGUACCUCCAGCACCAAACCAAGAACCUCCUACGCGAAAGUUGAAGCAUCGGCCGUGCACUUCCCUACCAGACAACGACGACUUCCUGGGCCUCCAAGCCGUUCAAUCUCCCCGUUCAGCCUCAGCCUACGAGCGCCCAGCAAAACGUCCCAUGCCCUCCCCAAACAAAACUAUUGCUGUUGUCAAUGCUUCAGGCAGGCAAGCAGCCUCUUUUAUCCGUGUUGCCGCCGCAGUUGGGUACCGUGUACGGGCUCAAGUACGGAGGCUCGACGGCAUCGUCGCUUCUGAGAUAUCUUCCUUGCAGAAUGUCACUGUGCUCGUUGGAGAUCUGUACACCAAAGCCUCCCCGAAAGAUGCCUCUCCUCCACUGGGAGCAAAAGGCGGUCACCCAAAUAUAGGCGUCAAUCACGAUUUGAUUUCUGAACUGUUCCGUGGCGCGCAGUUGGCGUUUAUCAACACGACAUUCUGGGGCGACGAGGUAGCCAUUGGAAAGGCGGUGGCAGACGCUGCUGUCAAGGCAAACGUGCAGCACUACAUCUACUCAACGAUGCCGAAUUACUCCCUCCACACUCCUCCUUCAGCGCCUAAGCCAUGGCCUUCCCUUCCACUCUGGUCGUCCAAAGAAACGAUAUCACAAUACAUACAAUCUCUCCCCACUCUCGCGCCGAGAACAACGUACUUGUACACUGGCAUCUACAAUAACAAUUUCACCUCCCUUCCAUACCCUCUCUUCUGUAUGGAACUUCAACCCGACGGCUCAUUUAUAUGGCAAGCACCUUUCCACCCAAACGUGCCAUUGCCUUGGCUAGACACUGAACAUGAUGUCGGGCCAGCCGUGCUACAAAUAUUCAAAGACGGUCUGCAGAAGUGGGGCAGCAAGUCCAUACCUCUUGCCUACGAAAUGCUGUCUCCACUUGAAGCAUGCGCCGCGUUUUCCAGAGGUGUGGGGAGAAAGGUACGGUACAAGCGUGGGGGUAUUGAUAUCAAGGUCAAGAUACCUAAUGGAUAUCGAGAGCAGCUUGUUGCCCUAGAGGAACUGUACGAGUUGGGGAAAGAGGAUGGAAAUCUACAGCCUUUUUAUUUCGGCACCAGGAAUCUGGAAGAACGGUGCCCGGAGCAGGCUCUUGCACUGUGGGAGGGACCAAGGGGACUGGAGGAGUACGCGAGGGAGGUAUUCCCACUGGAAGAGGCGGCGAAUGGGGCGACGUGGAUGAAUGAGGAUGUUGAUGGAGUCGAAUAUGUUGAACCUGGAGAUGCGGAAAAUGAAGACAGUGAUGAUGAUGAUGAUGAUGGCCUGGUUAUGGGAGGAGGCAUAGGGACAAGCGGUACUGGCGAAAAUACCCCUGCGAGAAGGGAGGAGAGUUGGCUUGCAUGA